AUGGCCGCCGCCGCGCGAGAGGGGACUCCGCCGCCAAUCAUUGGCAAGGCCGGGAGGUACACCGUCUUCAUUACUCCCCCCGCCACCCCGAAGACGCCCUCUCCAAGCCCCCGACCACUGGGCCUUCCCUCUGGCCUCAGUCCCAGCCCCGGUUCCACCCCGAAGAGAAUGGAGGUGGCGCCUACAGCCACUAAGGUUCCCAGUCCCUCCCCGCAGCCGCCGCUGCCGCCGCCGGUGCAGGUCCCGCCGCUGCAGUUUGACGGCAAGCCCAGCUCCUCGCCCUCGAAUUCCGCGUUCGGGUUCUUCUGGGACGCGGUCGCCAAGGUCCAAGAUGGUACCCUCUCGCUGACUUUGGGUGCUUUCCACCCCCCUCCCGUCUUUCUCUGCUCUUGUUUAGGGUUCUAAGGUCGGAUUUUUACCAGCACAUUCGAGGCUGGACGAGUAUCUGGCGUACUGGUUGGGGCUGAACCAGUCCAAGUACCAAUGGGCUUUGAACGAUUACUACGAGAUCAAGGCAACGGUGAGAGUCAUAGAAACCCCCGACGAGCAGAUGUCUUCUCUGCUCUUCUCUGCUUCUGAUGAGUAAUGGUCGCGAAAAUCUUGUGUUCUAUGGGUCGUAAUUCUCAUCUCUUGAUUUUCUCAUACCUCUCUGUCUGCUAUUAACUCAGUAUGAUUGUACCGUGUUCAUGCGCAUCUUCCAUCCGGUUCUUUGAUCGCUCAAGCCCGAACAGUUUUAGACUACUUGGGAUCCUCUUAAUUCCGUUUAUGCCUCGAGAUGUUGAUGGGGGGAGCGCCAUGGUCUAUUCUUUUCUCGUUCAUGCAGGAUCUGCAGCACCUCUGCUCUGAAAAAGGUUCAGGGUCAUUUUUUCUCAGAGGGAUAUUUAUGGCCCGAACAUACUUUAAUUUCAUUCCAAAUUCUUUGUAUUUUCCCAUGGCGAGAUCUUGGUUUUAUGUCUUGGUGAAUCAUCGGCUCUAAAGCUUCAUAUUUUUCUUGGCACCAAGGUUGGUGGAAGACCAUGUUCCUGGUCCCUUUGCCCUACAUUGAUUGCUUGCAUUGUUAUUUAAAUUAGUUUUUAAUUUUAUGGAUUAUUUUUAUUUUUUGAAGCCACAAGAGCAUGGAUAAAUAAAUUAAAGAAAACAGCCAUUACAUUAUUUUUUAGUUUUAUGGAUGAUUUUAGUUUUUGAAACCACAAGAACAUGGAUAAAUAAAUUGAAAUUCGAAAAUAAAUUAAAAAAAGCAUCCAUUAUUUAUUAUUUUACUAUGGAAGGAUACAUCGGCUGCAUCUACAUUGAUUGCUUGAAAUUUUUAUUUACAUUAUUUUUUAAUCUUAUGGAUUAUUUUAGUUUUUGAAACCACAAGAACAUGGAUAAAUAAAUUGAAAAUCGAAAAUAAAAUUUAAAAAGUAGCUAUUAUUUUUUAUUAUACCAUGGAAGGAUGUAUCGGCUUCUGGUUAAUGGGGAUCGAUGCCUUUAGAUAUUACAAGACAGCAUCCAUUUUGAUAAUUUUUUGUUCCCAAACACAGCCAGAUGUUCUUCCUAGGUAAUCUCAAUAGUCAGUCUACAACGUGCAGUAGGCUUUUACUGGGUUUGGCCUGAUGAACAGCGCGCUUAGCAGCCUCAUACCGCAGAGGCAGUAAGAAAAUCCCAAAUCUCAUAAUUCUCAAUCACUUAAUCUGAACUUCGGUGUUGGUGCUUCUCAGAUUCUCAUAAUCAUUCGUCUUUAUGUUUGACCAAGACAUUACUUAAAAUAGGUGCUAAGAAGAUAAAAAAUCCGGAUUAAAUGAUUAUAACUUACUAUGCAUAUCUUCUCUAAAUGAUUAAAUGAUUAUGUUUGCUUCGUUUCACCUGGGCACAUUUCUGCCUAUCCCCCAUUUUGUAUCUCCAAUAAAAUGGGAAUGACCGUCUGUUCAUCAGCUGGACUGAGAACUGAUAAAACCUGAGAUGGGCAGCAGUUCAUGAGCUCUCCCUGUGUUUCUUCUGUGCAGGAUUUGGAGGCCGGCAAGGCAAAGGAUCUCGCGGGCAAGGCUCAGAGCAUGUAG
Spirodela intermedia is the source of this 2039-nucleotide messenger RNA. The record is from the annotation of a GenBank genome assembly. Lineage: Eukaryota; Viridiplantae; Streptophyta; Magnoliopsida; Alismatales; Araceae.